AUUCGAAGUUUUACCGAUGUGUUCCUCCAAUGUUUCAGCUGAAGCAUUCUGCAAUGGAGGAUAAAAGUAUCAAACAACUCAAGCAACCUUUAAUAUUGCCUGAGCCUCAAGGUGUUAUAGUUCCUGAAGUUCGAAUCCUUCCAUCGAAGUCUCCGAAAUCUCAAGCAUCAUCAAAUGCCAGUGACGAGGAAUUCGUACAGGGCGGCGAUAGCGAGAUGCGAAAUGAACAAGCCAGCUCCCACCAGCCGCCUGGCGGCCAAGAGGGGCGGACGCAUAAAGACUACGAGUACAGUCCCGUGCCCGCAAGUGAUUCGCAGACCGCCAACGGUUCGGACACCCUUCAAGAAACCCAAUUUUUUCCUCCCGCCGACGAUAUCGAUCAUCACAUCCGUCGCCACCUCCACGAAGACUCCGAGAUGACGGAAAGAGGUUCAAGGUUACUCCAGUACCUCGGUUCCUUCGCGGCGAACUGCGGUGCUGUGGCAACCGGGGCCGCAAUGGGGUGGAGCAGCCCCGUCUUGCCUAUGCUUAAGGAAUCCCCAGUGAAUUCUAACAACCCCUUUGGUCGGCCAGUUACCAAUGAAGAAGGAUCUUGGAUAGGUUCUUUGGUUGCAAUGGGUGCUGCAUUCGGUGGAUUUGGUGCUGGGUUCGUCAUUGAAAAAUAUGGUCGAAAAACUGCCCUUCUUGCGAGUGUAAUCCCAUUCGUUAUUGGAUGGAUACUGACAGGGACUGCUGCUUACGUCGUGCAACUUUACAUAGCACGAAUUUUCUUUGGGUUUGCAUCAGGACUUUGCUUCACAGCACUCCCUAUGUAUGUCGGUGAAAUUGCUGAGACGCCGAUCAGAGGAGCACUUGGGUCUCUCUUCCAAAUGUUCAUUACAGUGGGUCUCUUAUACUCCUACGCUAUUGGACCCUACGUAUCAUACACGGUUUUAUGGAUCUGCUGUAUUUGCGUGCCCCUUAUCUUCUUUCUAUUGUUUCUCACUUUACCUGAGAGUCCGUAUUACUACCUAAGCAAAGGACGCAAAGAAGAUGCUAUCAAAUCUGUCGCUAGACUCAGAGGAAAAUCUGCAGCUGGUGUCCAAAAAGAAGUUGAUGAGAUGCAGGCCGUAGUAGAAGAAGCGUACAGGAAUGAAAGUUCCUAUGCCGCCUUGUUCACAGUAAAGGCUAACUUCAAAGCGCUGUUGUUGACUUGUGCGCUAGUGUUUUUCCAACAAUUCAGUGGAAUCAACGUAGUUUUGUUCUACACCGGAGACAUAUUCAACGCCGCAGGUGGAAACUUGUCCAGUGAUGUUGCCACCAUUAUUGUUGGUGUCGUGAUGCUCGCUGCUUCUUGUAUCACUCCUCUCGUCGUUGAGAGACUCGGCAGGAAAUUGCUGCUUAUUGCUUCGUCGCUCGGUCAAACAGUAUCGAUGGGCACUCUUGGUCUCUACUUUUACCUACAGCAUAUCAACAGUGAUCUGACUAAUAUAACUUGGCUACCUGUGGCAUCGUUGGUCGUCUUCAUGGCAACGUACAGCUUCGGCUGGGGUCCUCUGGCAUGGGCCGUAAUGGGUGAACUUUUCGCCUCGGAUGUAAGAUCCAAGGCCUCAAGUUUAACCGUGGUGUUUUGCUGGAUUUUAGCAUUCUGCAUAACGAAAUUCUACUCGAAUAUCGAGGAUAGCUUGGGUAAUUAUACUGCAUUUUGGAUCUUCGCCGUAAUUAGUUUCGGCGGUGUCUUCUUCGUGUACUUUUUGCUACCCGAAACCAAGGGCAAGACACUUCAACAAAUUCAAGACGAGCUAAAUGGAAUAAAACAUAGUAAUAUUAUCCCAACCAACAGUUCUAGCCCUACUAAACAUUGAGUACAAACUUUGCUGUUCGUUACGAAUACUGCAGUAGCCUGUGAUACGAGUCAAACAUUCCUUAUAAUUAAAAUGUGUUUAAUUUCAAAUACACAUUAACCCUAGCUAUGAAUUUAGCCUGAUAUAUGUAUGUACGUGUCACGGCAGAUGAUAUAGAUACAGUGUCAAAUAUUAAUGUGCAGACCUAAUCGUAACACCUUUCUGCAACAUGUAAGCAUAGAGUUCUAGGCUUUUGGCUCUUGUUAUUUACAAAACGACAAUAAUGAUUUGAAUAAUAUUAUCCGGUCUCACAAUCAGCGGACGAAACUUUAUGCGCCUUGGCACUACAAACUAGUAAUCACCUUUCAUAAGAGUUGGUUAUGUGAAUUUUUUCACAUUAGGAGAAAUGAAGUAAGUCAAGAUAUCAUCAUUCAAGUAUAACAAGAAGACACAGAAACAAAAUUGCAGAGUUUGUUUAUUCUAUAAAAUCUGGACAAAAAUACAACAAACCCGCGAAACAUGAUGUCAGAAGUGCCCUGCUUGACAUGGAAGAACUUAUAUACAUAUAGAUACCUAGAUACGUACUUAAAACGUUGAGAAAUUAUACGGGUAAAAGUGGCACGCAAUAUGCUGGUUCGGACGAAUUUAAUUAUUUAUACAUACAUAAACACUUCGCUGUUGUUCAUUUGUAUAUUUAAAGACCACUGUACAUAGGUAUCGCAUGUGACGUUGUGUAACAUCGUAUGCGGCACAUUAAUCAGUUAUCUACAGCUUUGUCGAUACGUGAAGAGCUUUCACAGAUAUGGAUUGAAUAUUUAAAAAAUUAGUAUAGACAUGAUGGCUAUAAAUUAUGUUCAUAAUAUAAAUUUUUAGUUUCUGAAAGCUUAAGAGCGUACGACAACGUAUUACUUUUAGCAAAGGAAUAAAUUUGUAUUCAGUUGCCAUUCUAUUCAUAUGAUAUCAUCGCUCAUUAAUUGUUAGCUAUUUGCAAUCAUCAUGAGGUACAACGAUCUACUAAAAGUCUAUUAUCAAAUAUAGUACAUCGCAUCACUGUAUUAUGUGUAUAUAAGUAAUAUAUACAAUACAACAUAAUAUAAUAUGUGUAUGAUGAUAUUUAUAGUGUACCGCUUGUAACGCAAAUACAGAAUUUAGAAUAAUGUGUAGUGACUUAUAUCUUAGCCUACGUACUAUAAUGUGACGCCAUGUAAAAAUGUAUAUAUAUAUUUCCAUUCAUAUUGCGAAUACGAUCGCCUCCGCAAAUCUUGUUGUUACAUCAAAUAAGAUACUUGUGAUAAUAUUUUGUGUAAAUAGUGAACUUCAAUAAUUAAAUACAUUAUACAUGAAAGUGA
This is a messenger RNA of Diprion similis, 3172 nucleotides long. Its product is annotated as facilitated trehalose transporter Tret1-like. Gene Ontology annotation, molecular function: sugar transmembrane transporter activity. Gene Ontology annotation, biological process: transmembrane transport; carbohydrate transport. The coding region runs from base 30 to 1844 and encodes 604 amino acids. Lineage: Eukaryota; Metazoa; Arthropoda; Insecta; Hymenoptera; Diprionidae. The transcript has 7 exons. Gene Ontology annotation, cellular component: membrane. The record is from RefSeq and is a predicted model, not a curated record.